Trema andersonii is the source of this 684-nucleotide messenger RNA. Lineage: Eukaryota; Viridiplantae; Streptophyta; Magnoliopsida; Rosales; Cannabaceae. The record is from the annotation of a GenBank genome assembly.
AUGGAGAAGCCAAUUUCUCUCAAACCUGAGCACAUCAGAGAUGAGAAAGUGAAGGUUCUUCAAUCAGUACUUCCAAUUAAUGAUGAUGAAGUUGUUCUUGGACAAUAUGAUGGCUACAGAGAUGAUCCAACAGUUCCUGACAACUCAAAUACUCCAACUUUUGCCACUGUGGUUCUGCGAAUUCAUAAUGAAAGAUGGGAAGGUGUCCCAUUUAUUGUUAAGGCAGGGAAAGCAUUGAAUUCAAGAAAGGCUGAAAUUCGAGUUCAGUUUAAGGAUGUUCCUGGUAAAAAGCAAGGGAGAAAUGAGUUUGUAAUACGGCUUCAACCUUCAGAAGCCAUGUACAUGAAGCUUACAGUUAAGCAGCCUGGACUGGAGAUGUCAACAGUUCAAAGUGAACUAGACUUGUCAUAUGGGCAACGUUAUCAUAGCGUUACAAUACCCGAAGCAUACGAACGUCUAAUACUUGACACAAUAAGAGGUGAUCAGCAACAUUUCGUUCGUAGAGAUGAGUUGAAGGCCGCGUGGGAGAUAUUUACCCCUCUUCUGCACAGAAUUGAUGAUGGUGAGCUGAAGCCGCUUCCAUACAAACCAGGUAGUCGAGGUCCUGAGGCAGCAGAUGAGCUGCUUGCAAAAGCUGGUUAUGUACAAACUCACGGCUAUAUAUGGAUUCCACCAACGUUGUAG